Durio zibethinus is the source of this 1366-nucleotide messenger RNA. RefSeq names its product protein GAST1-like. The record is from RefSeq and is a predicted model, not a curated record. Lineage: Eukaryota; Viridiplantae; Streptophyta; Magnoliopsida; Malvales; Malvaceae.
AGCAAAGGUGAAAAGAGUAAGAAUUACUAGUAAUUAAAAAAAAAAAAAAAACAAACAAACAAGAAGACAUAUAGUUCACGAGAGGCAAUACACAGAUGACAGCUAAGGCCUAUUGGGCUGGAGGGGCGGCUGAGGCAGUUCCUCCUCUUAUCUUUCUUAAAUUUCCAAGAUCAGCAAUGAAGCGAACAGGAAAGGGUCACGAGAAUCGGAUAGAGUCGGAGAAAGCGGAAGAAUGAAAAGUUUCGACAAACAAACAGUUAGGAGUGAGAGGGCUACGUGUAUGGUUUGUUUCAUCUUCGAUCUGUUAUUUUAGUUUGGAUCUGUUGGGACCCAAUUAUCACAGAAACCUAAUAUUGAAACAUGUGAGUGCACAUGUAAGGUAGCUCUCUUGUCAUUUUCAUGUUGUCGGUUCACAUGGUUAGGAAUCAAAUUAACGAAGCCACGGGAAUGUUCCUGCCUCUACCUUUCAUAUACUAAUGACCACUUUAAUCCUUCAUUCAAUCAUUUUUACUCCUUUAUGUCCAAAAACAGAUUUCUAUAGCGAUAAGUGUAUAAAUAUAUAUAUGGUAUACCUAAAGAAGGACAGAGGUAUAAUUGCCUUUCUGGAAGGCAGAAGGUUUGGUCAUGUGACUAUUUCAAACUGUAGCAGUCGGACCUUUUUCAUGAAUAAGACACACAUGAUUCUCCAAGUCUUCAACCAUGGUUUGAUCCAACUGGCUAUAAAUACCCUCUGAAGGGCUUAACUACAUGCCAUGACACCCACAAAUUUUCUCUCUCUCUGGGCAGCUGCUUCUUGAUCGCUUCAUUGUAGCAGUUGCAUUACUAAAGGCAAUGGCAGGGAAGCUAACCAUUGUGAUGUUCUUUCUUGUUAUAAUGAUACAUUUACCAGCAGAGAACAAUGCUGCUACCAGAAUUAAUGAGGCACCUGCGCCACAGCCCCAGCCACCUAGCAACUUCGCAAUGCAUGGAAUCACUCAAGGCAGCCUUCGUCCCCAAGAGUGUGGCCCUCGCUGCAGUGCAAGAUGCUCAAAGACACAAUACAAGAAGCCAUGCCUGUUCUUCUGCAAUAAGUGCUGCGCGAAGUGCUUGUGUGUGCCACCGGGAACUUAUGGAAACAAGCAAGUCUGCCCUUGCUACAACAACUGGAAGACCAAGAGGGGAGGACCCAAGUGCCCUUGAUCACACCUAAGCUAACUGCUGUAGUUUGGAGAUCACCUUAGCUUCCCAUAUUUCUUCUGCUUGUUCCUUUUUCAUUUAUCACCAAUCCCUUAAUUUGAAUUUUCAUUUACUUCUUGUUACUUCUGAUUCUGUAAUUCAUCCUGUAGUUUAAACAUUCAUCUUUUCUCAAAUUUUGUAAAUAUAUUUC